Molecule: messenger RNA, 195 nt
Organism: Aspergillus viridinutans
Lineage: Eukaryota; Fungi; Ascomycota; Eurotiomycetes; Eurotiales; Aspergillaceae
Product: 4F5 domain protein
Exons: 3
Coding region: 1-195 (64 amino acids)
Source: RefSeq, a predicted model, not a curated record
AUGACCCGCGGAAACCAGAGGGACAGAGACCGUGAGAAGGCCCUCAAGGCCAAGGCCAAGCAGAAGGGGGGGAAUACCUUGAGUGGCACCGAGUUCCAGCGCGCAAAGGAAAACAACGCUGCGAUCAUGCGCGCAAAACAGGCAGCGGCGGACGCGAAAAGGGCAGCCGAAGCAGCAGCAGGGAAAAAGAAGUAA